AUGGCUAUCUUGAAUACAAGCCAAGGUGAGGUCGAGGUCCGAAUCAAAAGAUACCCGGACCACACAUGUUACGACGAAUAUAUUAAAGCCGAACGCAAAGAACUGGUCUCCGAUGUGAUACGUACGAGGUACAUCAUUGCAGAACCGGACACCUUAUACUACAUCGAAAUCACAUUGAAACCAGGCUUUGAUUUCGGUGGAUAUGACGCUAUUGAUGCUAAGUUAUAUUUUUCUGAUCCAGGUAAACAGAUUUCUAGUAUCUGUUUCUGGCAACUGAAAGGCUCAAGAAAAUUGAAGGAGAGUAUUGUCCGGAAGAUCCAGUAUGCUGAUGUAGAAGUUGAUGGAGAGAAGGUGCUUGGAGCAAGAUUCUCAUUUAGAAGUAUCGAAAUGGAUGAAACACUUUCCGACGAGACAGAUGUCAUGGGCAUUCAUCCGGAUAGUCUCGUGACAUUUUCAGUCAAGCUAUACCUAUACAAGAAACACACUGUCACACUAUCUGAUGAUGAACACAACAAGGCAGUAUUGGAGUUCCAGCAUGCUCUUGCAAUAUUUGAGCGCAAUGUGUCCGCUCUCGAGCCCCAGGACGGAGUGAUUGAUCCUGCAGUCAUUCAGCCCAACAAUCGAAAUCUCUGGGACGCCGAAAAAGUUGACAUUGAUAGUUAUAAGAAGCGUGGCAUCAACUCGGCUAUCGGGUUUUCUGGAGGAAAAAAGCAGCCGAACAUUUCAUCAAGAGGUUCUAUGUGCAAAAAUAGACGUAUGGUAGAGCCUCAACCACCAGGACGCGUUAUUACAAGUUAUACCACCGGAUCUUGCUCCGGGAUAUUUGAAUUUCAUUGCAGGGCUGCAGAAUUUCUAGAACUGGCGGGCAUCAUCAAGUAUCCUCCUCCUCUUCACUGUUAUUCAUGGGCUAUCUUGAAUGACAACGAAAGAAAGACCGCUUUAGCCGAGUUGCAAGAACUGAGCAAGAGGCAAUGGCAUGAAGAUCGAGAGAAAGAGACCGGCUUGAUACUCCCCAUGGCUGGUAGCAGGAUCAAGUCAGAGGAUGAUCCAUGGGAAUGGCGUCAUUGGGACAAGAUGUACGCUGCUGAGAAACAAAAGGCAUUUGUUAAGCUUCAGACAGAUAAAAAGGAUCGCCAGCGAGGUAUCAUCCAGCGUCAGUAUAAAAGCAUGAUGGGUAGGAUCAUUUCUCUAGAUGAAAAUGACGACAGGGGCGACAAGAAUGAGCUGAAGAAUGAGCUUGACAAUGAUGGAUCACGAAUCAAUGACAUUCCAGACGCUAAAGUAAUCAAAGACGAGAAAUCUGAUCUGGAUAAGCAGGGUAAUGCUGUUCCUCAAGCCAACGAUUACAUCCUGAACUCGGCUCCGAAGUCUGAUGGAAUCACAGCGGGCCUUUCGGACGAGGACUUAAGUAAGAAAGAAGCUGCAGUGAAGAAAUUGGAGGAAGAUAUUGCGCAUGAGGAUAGGAUUCAACAGAUGAAGCGGGAGCGAGAUAAUUUGCAGGAGAAAAUUGAUGCGGCGAGAUCUAAGAAGCGUUCCAGGAGGGAAUGA
Molecule: messenger RNA, 1548 nt
Organism: Botrytis porri
Lineage: Eukaryota; Fungi; Ascomycota; Leotiomycetes; Helotiales; Sclerotiniaceae
Exons: 5
Coding region: 1-1548 (515 amino acids)
Source: RefSeq, a predicted model, not a curated record